AGUGAUAUAUAUUUACCUAGCUACUAGUAGUAUAUCGGAAAGUGUCUGAAAUUUGAUUUUGAAGUAGUCAAAUGUUGGAAAAGGUUUGGUUGGAAUGAAAGAUCAUCUCAAUACGUUCAUUUACCACUUUGUUUCACUUUUGCUUUGAGACAACGGGCCACCAGGGGAGGGGACAGCACACACUAUCCAUUCCAGUGCCCACAAUGCAUCGCAAAAACCUUGUCUCUGCAACCUUUUUGCUUUUGUUGUUCCCAAUGCCACUGCCAUGUCCAUUUCUUGUCCUUCAUUGUACUACUGCUCCUGCUUGCUCUUUCGCUUUCCUCUCUGCAUAGCUUGCAAGCAGCAGCAGCAGACUUAGAAAUGUUUCAAUUUUAGCCGGGGGAAACCAGGCUAUCCUCUUGGUCACUCUGCACCAAUUCAAUUCAGCACUUCACUGGUCAGUCCCAGCCUCCCUCUCAGCCCCAAUGGAGUCAAGAACACCAAGAAGUUCAGUUGCAAGGAGCACCUGUAAUGUUCCUGGACUCGUAUUAGGCUUCUCCAAACUCUGCAAAAUCACAAAGAUUUGUGCCGCGCCUGAAUUUGCUGACACGAAGACAGAAUUUGGAGAUUAUUGUGGCGGAUAUGAUCAGAGGCUAGUUAUCACAAGACUGUUUGAGGAAAUCGGAGCUCUCAAGUCAACCUACAUCAAGCUGCAGAAAGCUCAUAUCCCUUAUAAUCGUCCAAAGAUUGCCUUCGCCGACGAGAUCAUCACCUACGAGCUCGACUCGGUCACUGCUCUACAGAGCUUAUGCAGUUGGAAUGGCAGCGUUGGGUCACUUAUCAAUGAUCGAUGGUCGCUGGUGCAGGAACUGGAGGCCGAGACGAGGAAGAAAGAUUCAGACAUUAUGCUGUUGAGAAGAGAGCUGGAUGGUCUGAAGAGUGCGAAUUCGAGACUGAAUAAACAGAUCAGUAGCAGCAAACCAUCAGUUAACCAUCAUAAGGAUUACUCCAUUGUCCUGAAAAAAUUGACGACGCCUAGUGCAGUCUUGGAGCUGUUCAAGGUUGCAUCGACAUCGGUGCAUGAUUUCGCAGAGCUGAUCUUUAGCUUGAUUUCCUCACCUGAUCAUCGCUGUCCCAACAAUGCAGACGAACAUUCACCAUACAAGAGGUACUCACUGGAAGCUUACCUGUCACGGACAAUGCUUGCAGUACAUGAUGGUGCUGAAGACGACGACGAACUCGAUCUUGCUCGCUUCGAUCGAAUCAUGAGAUGCUGUGACCCUCUGGACGCGUUGAUGGAGCACCCCAACUCCAGCUUCGCGAGGUUCUGUCGAACAAAGUACUUAGCGGCCGUGUCGUCAGAGAUGGAGGCAGCUAUGUUCAGAAAUAAUCUGGACGUGAGGGCGUUCGUGUCGCGAGGCGGGCACCCGAGGACGUGGUUCUACAGGGCGUUCGCGACGAUGGCGAGGUCGGCGUGGGCGCUGCGGGUGGCGGUGACGGCGCGCCGGCGAUGUUGUGGCCGUGGAAGUGUCAGGAUGUUGUACGCGAGGAGAGGGAGCAGGUACGCGGCGGAGUACAUGGACAGCGUCGUGGCCGCCGCCGCCGCCGCCGAUGCUGGUCGUGGCGAAGGAGAUGGAGUUGCAUUCACCGUGACGCCGGGGAUGAAGGUGGGUGAGACCAUGGUGGCGUGCAGAGUGCUCCUCUGUCACGAUCAACAUGACACUAUUUCUGAUGAAACUGAUCCCAAAUUCAGAUAGCAGAUGGAUUGUGCUGUACUAGAGUUCGCUUUAAUUUUGGCCAUGCAGUUGUACUGAAAAAAGAAUGUCGAACAUGUUGUAUAUUGUAGUAUUCUGCAAUAUGUCACUGUAUGUAGUAAUUCUGUAUUGAUUAAUUGGCUGAUUAACUAGUAUCUUGUACUUA
Oryza sativa Japonica Group (Japanese rice) is the source of this 1899-nucleotide messenger RNA. RefSeq names its product protein GRAVITROPIC IN THE LIGHT 1. The record is from RefSeq and is a predicted model, not a curated record. Gene Ontology annotation, biological process: negative gravitropism; response to red or far red light. NCBI's taxonomy places the organism in Eukaryota, Viridiplantae, Streptophyta, Magnoliopsida, Poales, Poaceae.